ACAAGAGCAUUUCUGUUUCCACUCGCUCUACGUUAACUAUCUGAAAAUGGCGACAUCCUUAGGGGCCAACACGUACAACAGACAGAACUGGGAGGACUCGGACUUCCCUAUUCUCUGUCAAACAUGUUUGGGUGAGAAUCCUUACAUUCGAAUGACCAAAGAGAAGUAUGGCAAAGAGUGCAAGAUCUGUGCACGUCCCUUCACUGUGUUCCGCUGGUGCCCAGGGGUCAGGAUGCGCUUUAAGAAGACCGAGGUGUGUCAGACAUGCAGUAAGAUGAAGAAUGUGUGUCAGACCUGCCUGCUGGAUCUGGAGUAUGGUUUACCUAUUCAGGUCAGAGACACAGGGAUAUCCGUCAAAGAUGAUGUGCCAAAAUCAGACGUGAACAAAGAGUACUACACCCAGAACAUGGAGAGAGAGAUUGCUAAUUCUGAUGGCACUCGGCCUGUGGGUGCUCUGGGGAAGGCCCCUGGGGCCAGUGACAUGCUGCUGAAGUUAGCGCGCACCACACCUUAUUACAAGAGGAACAGACCUCACAUCUGCUCUUUCUGGGUGAAGGGAGAGUGCCGUAGAGGAGAGGAGUGCCCCUACAGGCACGAGAAGCCCACUGAUCCAGAUGACCCACUGGCUGACCAAAACAUAAAGGACCGUUACUAUGGCAUUAAUGACCCUGUGGCUGAUAAGCUUUUGAAGCGAGCUUCCACCAUGCCUAGACUGGACCCACCUGAGGACAAAACCAUCACCACACUUUAUAUUGGAGGACUAGGAGAUACCAUUACAGAUUCAGAGCUCAGGAACCAUUUCUACCAGUUUGGGGAGAUCCGCACCAUCACCGUAGUGCAGAGGCAGCAGUGCGCCUUCAUCCAGUUUGCCACGCGUCAGGCUGCAGAAAUGGCUGCAGAGAAAUCCUUCAACAAGCUUAUCAUCCAUGGCCGACGCCUCAAUGUCAAAUGGGGCAGGUCCCAGGCAGCACGAGGGAGGGAGAGAGAGAAGGACGGCGUGACUGAGAGUGGAAUGAGACUGGAGCCUGUGCCAGGCCUCCCAGGAGCACUGCCUCCGCCCCCCGUGUCUGAUGACGAUACGCCUGCCAACUAUUUCAACUUGGGCCCUAACAGUGCUCCUGCAGUCAUUAAUUUAGGAAUCCCUCCUCCACCUGGCGUAGCCAUGCCUCCACCUCCAGGUUUUGGUCCCCCUAUGUACCACUCCAUGGAUGGCAUUGUUCCUCCUAUGCCUCCUCCCAUGGGCAUGAGACCUCCUGGCCAGGUGCACUACCCUUCCCAGGAUCCUCAGCGCAUGGGUGCCCAUGCUGGUCGCCAUGGAGGCUCCUAGACGAUCUGGAAACUACCUCACUGAUGUGUGCUCUGCCUUUCUGCCUCGGUCCUCAUUUUUAAAGUCCUUUUAUAUCUUUAACCUUUUAUGGACUUGUUGACACUGUUCUAGACUUCAUGCAAAUAUGUAAUGAAACAUAACUAGCUUAAAAUAAUAAUUAAUUUAGAAUUUUAAAAGUCUGGAAGCUUGUUUUCCCGUUUUUGUUGCUUUUUAUAUUUGGACCUUUUUAAAGUUUUCACUCAUGUCUACCUUUGUUACCUUUUAUUAGUCUGUUUAGAGAGCUUUGGUAUGUAGAAAGGGUAAUUCUGAAUUUGUAUGUUUUUUUUAAUGACAUGUGUAUCAUGCUUUUUAUACAGUCUUGUUUAAAAAGCUAAGAGUUGGUUGCAAUGACCAAUAAAUUCCACAUGGGGCCACUGUUGACCA
Colossoma macropomum (tambaqui) is the source of this 1750-nucleotide messenger RNA. It is a transcript of the gene rbm22, whose product is annotated as RNA binding motif protein 22. NCBI's taxonomy places the organism in Eukaryota, Metazoa, Chordata, Actinopteri, Characiformes, Serrasalmidae. The transcript has 11 exons. Gene Ontology annotation, molecular function: U6 snRNA binding; metal ion binding; pre-mRNA binding. The record is from RefSeq and is a predicted model, not a curated record. Bases 47 to 1327 code for a protein of 426 amino acids. Gene Ontology annotation, cellular component: U2-type catalytic step 2 spliceosome; Prp19 complex; U2-type catalytic step 1 spliceosome.